Molecule: messenger RNA, 417 nt
Organism: Cylicostephanus goldi
Lineage: Eukaryota; Metazoa; Nematoda; Chromadorea; Rhabditida; Strongylidae
Source: the annotation of a GenBank genome assembly
AUGCCGACAACUUGCGGCUUCCCGAACUGCAAGUUUCGUUCGCGGUAUCGUGGACAAGAGGAUAAUCGACACUUCUAUCGUAUACCUAAACGCCCUCAGGUUUUACGGCAACGUUGGCUGCUCGCUAUUGGACGUACAGAGGAAACAGUCGUCAGCCAGCUUCGGAUCUGCUCAGCUCAUUUCGAAGGAGGUGAGAAAAAGGAAGGAGACAUACCGGUGCCAGACCCUACGGUCGACAAACAGCUGAACAUCGAGCUGCCACCCAAGGAAAGCAAAGGCGGCGAAAGGAAACGUAACAAAGGUAAUAGUAGCCGCGAAAAUUGGUCAGGAGUGCAAAAUGUCCUCUUUUAUAUUCAGGCAGUCCUCCAAUAUCAAGGUCGCUUGUUGUACGAAAGAGGCAGCUUCCCGAUUUUUUGA